CGUGUGUAAUGCAAACCACCAAUUUUUCAAGGCUAAUUGUAGUCUGUAGACGUACUUCCUAAUAUGGAAUUAACAGUAAACUUCCUUGGUGUCAGUGACUCAUAAUGUUGGCCUUUUGCGCCAUAAAAAUGGUAUCAUUUCUCAUUCUACAUUAAAACUCAAUGUACAACCGCCUCUAAAAAGAUGAAAACAUUUACAAAUUCUUUUCUGUUGUCAGUUCUAUUAGUAAUCCUGAUCCACUGUAAAUGGGUAAAUUCCAACCUAGAAUCAUCGACUCAUGAACUUCUUGAAGAAGCAAGUCGACCCGAGGUAUUGGGUUGGAUGAAACGAGUCAGGAGGACGAUUCAUCAGAAUCCGGAACUGGGUUUUGAAGAGCAUCAAACGAGUCAACUCAUUCGGUCGGAACUUGACUUAAUGGGAAUUGAGUAUGCAUGGCCUGUUGCUAAGACAGGGGUAAUUGCAUCAAUUGGUUCGGGUAAGAAACCCAUCUUUGCUCUUCGGGCUGAUAUGGAUGCGCUUGCUCUUCAGGAAAGGGUGGACUGGGAAUAUAAGAGCAAAAAUGAUGGGAAAAUGCACGCUUGUGGUCAUGAUACUCAUGUGGCAAUGCUGCUUGGAGCAGCCAAGCUACUCAAGUCAAGGAAAGAUCAACUAAAGGGUACAAUCAAGUUGGUUUUCCAACCUGGUGAAGAAGGUUAUGCGGGGGCUUACCAUAUGCUCAAAGAAGGUGCUCUAGAUGAUGUUGAUGCCAUCAUAAGCCUACAUGUCUUACCAUCAUUGCCUGCGGGUAGUAUCGGUUCCAAAGCCGGUCCUGUUCUUGCUGGUACUGGGUUGUUUACUGUGACAAUUACAGGUGUAGGUGCACACGGAGCACAGCCACAUCUUAGUCGAGAUCCUAUCCUUGCAGCUUCCUCGGCAAUUGUUGCACUCCAGCAGAUCAUUUCUAGAGAAACAGAUCCUCUUGAGUCAGGAGUUGUGACUGUUGGCUACUUGAAAGGAGGCCAAGCCAAAAAUGUGAUUCCUGAGUCAGUAGAAUUCGGAGGAACGUUUAGAAGCUUGACCCCUGAAGGCCUGAGCUAUCUACGAAACAGGAUAAAGGAGAUUGUCGAGAUGCAAGCUUCUGUACAUCAGUGCCAUGGUGUUGUAGACUUCUCAGAAGACACGCCUAUGCCAUGGCCAGUGAUGAUUAACGACAAGGAACUCCAUGAGCAUGGUACACAAGUUAUCGAAGCAUUGGUUGGCAAGUCCAAGUUGGAAGUUUUCCAAUUAACCAUGGGAUCGGAGGAUUUUAGCUUCUUUUCCCAGAAAAUGCCAGCUUCUAUCUUUGUUCUCGGAAUAAAGAAUGAAACUCUAAAAUCAGAUAAGCCGUUGCACUCUCCAUACUUCUUUGUUGACGAGGAAACUUUUCCGGUUGGAGCUGCAUUUCAUGCUGCAUUUGCGAUUUCUUACUUGCAAAAGCAUGGUGGUCCUAUGGACUGCGUCUAAGUUUAAAAGCUCAUUAACAGCCUUGGUUAUCAACCUGGUAUCAUUUUAGGGCAAGAGUAGUACUGACUACUGUUGAUGAUUAGCAAUAGUCUACCAUAUGUUCUAGGAUGUUUUGGUUGAUGUUUGAUGUUUACUUAUAAGUAUAUACCAAUAGUUCAAGUGCUGAAUACUAAUUACUUACAUAUAUGAAGCUAAAUCAAGUUGGAGAAUAAUAUUUACUUGUUCUAUCUAAUGGCAUUUGUUAUAUAUUUGAUGUAUUAUCGGUAGGAUAGAAAAAAAGUUUGAUUGAUGUAUUAAUUCAUGUAAUAAUGACAUAGCACUCAUUGAAAAAUUCAACAUGUCAUGAGAUAAU
This is a messenger RNA of Amaranthus tricolor (Joseph's coat), 1834 nucleotides long. Its product is annotated as IAA-amino acid hydrolase ILR1. Gene Ontology annotation, cellular component: endoplasmic reticulum. Gene Ontology annotation, biological process: auxin metabolic process. NCBI's taxonomy places the organism in Eukaryota, Viridiplantae, Streptophyta, Magnoliopsida, Caryophyllales, Amaranthaceae. Gene Ontology annotation, molecular function: IAA-Ala conjugate hydrolase activity. The record is from RefSeq and is a predicted model, not a curated record. Bases 184 to 1482 code for a protein of 432 amino acids. The transcript is spliced from 5 exons.